Messenger RNA from Tremella mesenterica DSM 1558, 2773 nucleotides. RefSeq lists its product as uncharacterized. Gene Ontology annotation, molecular function: ATP binding; protein serine/threonine kinase activity. Lineage: Eukaryota; Fungi; Basidiomycota; Tremellomycetes; Tremellales; Tremellaceae. Gene Ontology annotation, biological process: protein phosphorylation; regulation of MAPK cascade; intracellular signal transduction. Gene Ontology annotation, cellular component: cytoplasm. The coding region runs from base 290 to 2293 and encodes 667 amino acids. The transcript is spliced from 10 exons. The record is from RefSeq and is a predicted model, not a curated record.
AAGCUUAGUGACUCUACUCGUUCUCCAGCCAUAACAUCGUCCCUCGCAUCCCAUUGCUAUACUAUAUCUCGUGUCUCCCACCAAGCUCAGUAUACUGCGAUUCUGUCACCAACUCAUAAAUACACGACUCGACUGAACCUGGACCCGAUAACUCUCAGGUUCCUUUCUUCCUCGUUCCUUGUCAUCGCGCUUCCCUACGUUGACGUUUAUUACCCUCUCCCUUAUAAUCCACUCCGUCAUAUAUAACUUGAGCAAGUAACGACACUCUUGAGCAGGUCAUUUCCUCGCCAUGGCAUACUCAUCUCUGACGCCCUCUCGUCCCGCUCCCCCCGUUCCUUCCCGUACCAUCUCGUCGCCACCCUCCGUCCUUCAGUCAACAUCGCGACUGCCAGCUUCUUCUGCCUUUUCCUCUACUGCCUAUGGCUCUGGAUUUCCUACUAUAUCAUCUGCUACGUUCGGAAACACUAGCAUCAGAGGCGCCAGCGAAAGAAGUAUUUCGACCGUCAGAACCGGCCCAGUCAGCGUCAAAGAAGAGGGUCUGAAGAGCUUCCUCUGGAGACAGAAAUGGCUUGUUCUCGGAGGCAUGGAUUUGCAGAUCUUCAAAAACGAGCAAUCAAACACUCCCCAGUUUGUGUGUAGCCUUGCCGAAGUUCAAGAUAUUCAGCGAGUCGAUCUGAAGCCUUUCUGUAUCGAGAUCGAAGUCAAGGACAAGUUAUUCUACUUCGCUUUCCGAUCCGACGAAGAAUUGUAUGGCUGGAUGGAAGAUAUCUAUUCACGUUCGCCACUGAUGGGUGUGAGCGCACCGACGAACUUCGUUCAUCAGGUCCAUGUGGGAUUUGACCCUGAUACCGGCGGCUUCACGGGAUUGCCACCCCAAUGGGCCAAACUGCUGACUAGCUCCGCCAUUACGAAAGAAGAGGCUGCCCGACAUCCUGAGGCUGUGCUGGACGUUCUGGAAUUCUACACUAGGCAGCAGAUGGGUGAUGCCGGACCGAGCUAUCAGCCGACCUCAGUGCCGGCUCUUCCCCCAUCUGGAAGGUCAAACUCCAGUGCCGCAGGUCGUUUUGAGGGAGUCGGCUUAGCAGGCAAGCAAAUACAAGAUCGAUCCCCUCAAGAAAUCAUCCACGCGCUCGAUCAGCAAGCAUCCCGACGCGAAGCCGGUCAGACUCGGCCACUACAACCCCAGCGGGCUCUCAAACAAGAUACGGGCAAGCUUGAAUCCACCGCCCCUCGAAGCUUACUCGCUGAGAGGACCGCACCUGCACCUCCCCGUGCUCCUCCUGCUUCUCGUAUUGUGGAGCCCAAAGCUUCUCGGAGCGAUGCCAUAACGCCCGAAGCUGUUGCGGCCCCUCCUCCCCAGAUUCCUGCUCCUGCCUCCGGUCGCGCAGAGCGACGAAUUAGCACGAUGAGUGAGGCCCAGAUCAUGGACAAGUUACGCUCCGUCGUGAGGCCCGAGGAUCCCUCACAGCUGUAUUCUCGAAUCAAAAAGGUCGGCCAAGGUGCCUCAGGCAUGGUUUUUGUUGCCAAGACCUUGGCAACAGGUCGCAAGGUCGCCAUCAAGCAGAUGGACCUCGCUCAGCAGCCCCGCAAGGAGCUCAUCGUCAAUGAAAUUAUUGUCAUGCGCGACUCGCAGCAUCCGAACGUCGUUAACUUUCUUCAGGCGUUCUUAAUCCGCAACUCGGAAUUGUGGGUCGUGAUGGAAUACAUGGAGGGCGGAGCGUUGACGGACGUCAUCGAGAACAACAAGCUGGAAGAGCGGCAGAUCUCGGCUAUCUGCCUAGAGACAUGCCGCGGCCUGCAACACCUGCACUCAAGGAGCAUCAUACACCGUGACAUCAAGUCAGAUAAUAUACUCAUGAAUGCCCAGGGGGAAGUCAAAAUUACCGACUUUGGCUUCUGUGCCAAGCUCACCGACCAAAAGUCUAAGCGCGCUACCAUGGUCGGAACACCUUACUGGAUGGCGCCCGAGGUCGUGAAGCAGAAGGAGUACGGCGCCAAGGUCGAUAUUUGGUCGCUCGGCAUUAUGGCCAUCGAAAUGAUCGAGAAUGAACCGCCGUAUCUAGACGAGGAGCCACUCAAAGCCCUGUAUCUCAUCGCCACCAACGGAACACCAACCCUCAAAAACCCCGACAAGCUCAGCCAGGAUCUGAAGCACUUCCUUAGCGUAUGCCUCUGCGUCGAUGUCAGCUUCAGAGCGACGAGUGCAGAACUUCUGAAGCAUCAGUUCCUCGAACUCGCAUGCCCUGUGAGAGAUCUAGCACCUCUACUCGAAUUUAAACAAGGCUCUGGUUGAGGUCGCGUCACAGGGGGGUAAUGAAGUCAGUACGGGGGUCAAGAGGCCAUUACGCACCGCAGACGACUGCCAUGAUGUCAAUCUAGAUAGUCGACGGCCGACGGGUAUAGCUAUGGCACGGAUAUGGAUAUACAGUAUGGACCACUAAACAAUUUCCCGAUCAACUUGCACCGUCACUGCCAGAUUCUGCUGCCCAGGCCCAUUCUUCGCGAAAAUCGGGGACAAAGAGGCAGACUCCGGCUCGACUCCUUCCUUGAUAAUCUCGUCCCCCCAGAUCGGAGCUGAUUGGACGACGCUAGAACCCAGUUUUGGGACGAACGAUAAGCUUGCUGUAGGUUUCCUGCCACGAGUCAUCAAUUUUCUUGUGGUUUUGAACAUUCUCAAGUAAUCAUUGACUGCCUCGUCGGAAACUCCGAAGAACAGAAAGAAGAUGAAGGUCAAGAGGGGAUACAAGUAGCGAUGGAGACUGAAGGCGGCGAC